Molecule: messenger RNA, 2609 nt
Organism: Solanum verrucosum
Lineage: Eukaryota; Viridiplantae; Streptophyta; Magnoliopsida; Solanales; Solanaceae
Product: probably inactive leucine-rich repeat receptor-like protein kinase IMK2
Exons: 2
Coding region: 1-2475 (824 amino acids)
Biological process (GO): protein phosphorylation
Molecular function (GO): protein binding; ATP binding; protein kinase activity
Source: RefSeq, a predicted model, not a curated record
AUGAAAAAUCAAGACCAAGUUCAAGAUUUUAGCUGUUUUUACCAGUACCCAUUUGGGGUUUUCAUGUUUUUAAUCCAAGAAAGAGAUGUGGGGUGUGUUAAAAUGAAGGAAAAAUGGAUACCAUUUAUCCAAAUUUUGUUGUUUUUGCAGCUGAUGAUUUGUGGAGCUCAGUUAGCUUUAGGUCAAGUUUGGGAUGGUGUAAUUAUCACUGAGGCAAAUUAUCAAGCACUUGAAGCGCUCAAACAUGAGUUAGUUGAUCCUAGAGGGUAUUUAAGUAGCUGGAAUGAUAGUGGUUAUGGAGCUUGUUCUGGUACUUGGGUUGGCAUAAAAUGUGCUCAAGGACAAGUUAUUGUUAUUCAGCUUCCGUUAAAAGGAUUUGGGGGAAGAAUCACUGAAAGUAUUGGUCAAUUUCAAGCACUCAGAAAACUUAGUUUUCAUGAUAAUGAAAUUGGUGGUUCAGUACCUUCAUCUUUGGGUUUUUUACCCAAUCUAAGAGGUGUUCAAUUGUACAAUAACAGGUUUUCUGGUUCUAUUCCUGGUUCACUUGGUUUAUGUCCAGUUCUACAAACACUUGAACUUAGUAACAAUUCUUUAUCUGGUGCAAUCCCUGAUAGUCUUGUGAAUUCAUCUAAGCUUUAUAGACUUAAUCUUAGUUACAAUUUAUUGUCUGGUUCCAUUCCUGUUAGUAUAACUCAAUCGCGCUCUCUAGUCUUUAUUGACUUGAAAUAUAAUAACUUGACAGGGUCUAUUCCGGAUUCUUGGGGUGGAAAUGGAGAUAGACAGUUUAAAUUAGAGUCGUUGACGCUUGAUCAUAACUCUUUGUCUGGUGGAAUUCCUGUUUCUUUUGGGAAGUUGAGUGAGCUUCUUGAGAUUUCGUUGAGUCAUAAUCGUAUCGUUGGUGUCAUCCCAAAUGAUAUUGGAAGGCUUAGUAUGGUUAGGAAUCUUGAUUUUUCUUAUAAUGAGAUUAAUGGUAGUUUGCCAGAGAGUAUAACCAAUCUGUCCUCCCUCAUGGUUCUCAACUUGGAAAGUAACAAUCUUGAUGGUGAAAUCCCGUUGGAUGUAAAGAAGUUGCAAAAGUUGUUGUUUCUUAACCUGAGGAAUAACCGGUUUAGAGGUGAUAUUCCAGCUGCUAUCGGGGACAUUUCUGGUCUAGUCGAGAUAGAUUUGUCUCGUAACAAUCUAACCGGAGAAAUCCCAGAGUCUGUUAGUGAGUUACCUAAUCUUAGUUCCUUUAAUGUUUCAUAUAACUCUCUGUCUGGUCCUGUUCCUACUUAUCUUGCUAAGAAAUUCAAUUCAAGUGUAUUUGUGGGUAAUGUUCAGCUAUGUGGCUAUAAUACUUUGAAUCCAUGUCCUGUUACGCCUUCUCCAGUUACACGAGGUAGAAAACGAAGUAUUAAAGACAUUAUUCUCAUAGUAGUAGGGUGUCUUAUAAUAGUCUUGUUUCUACUCUGUUGCAUUCUCCUCUGCUGUUUGAUCAAGAAAAGAGGUGAAGCCAAAAAAGCAAAAGAUGUAAAGGAUGUUCCUCCAACUGCCGGAGAAGUUGAGGCGGCUGGGGAUAACGGAGGAAAACUUGUCCAUUUUGGUGGAGGUAUGAUGUUCAGUGCAGAUGAUCUUCUUUGUGCUACUGCAGAUAUAUUGGGAAAGAGUACUUUCGGUACGGUGUAUAGGGCUACAUUAGAAGAUGGAAGUCAAGUUGCAGUGAAAAGAAUGAGAGAAAAGAUCACGAAAGUUCAGAGAGAAUUCGAAAAAGAAGUCAAUGUUCUUGGAAAGAUAAGGCAUCCUAAUCUUCUGGCUAUUAGGGCUUAUUACUUAGGGACAAAAGGCGAGAAGCUUCUUAUUUUCGACUACAUGCCUAAAGGAAGUCUCUCAAAUUUUCUUCAUGCUCGUGGACCGGAUACACCAAUUGAUUGGCCAACAAGGAUGAGAAUAGCAAAAGGGACGACGAGGGGAUUGCUGUACCUUCACACUAAUGCCAACAUCAUUCAUGGGAAUCUUACAUCAAGCAAUGUUCUACUUGAUGACAACACAGAUGCAAUAAUUGCAGAUUAUGGCCUUUCACGCCUUGUAACUGCUGCUGCAAAUUCAAAUGUUAUAGCCACAGCAGGGGCUCUUGGUUAUCGCGCACCUGAGCUUAAUAAGCUCAAGAAAGCCAAUGUGAAGACGGAUGUCUACAGCCUCGGAGUCAUUAUACUUGAACUCCUAACUGGCAAGUCUCCAGGUGAGGCAGUGAAUGGUGUAGAUUUGCCUAGAAAGGUGGCGUCAAUUGUGAAAGAGGAGGGAACAAAAGAGGUAUUCGAUUUGGAACUAAUGAGGGAUGCAUCCAUAAUUGGUGAUGAAUUGUUAGUUACACUAAAAUUGGCUUUGCACUGUGUUGAUCCCUCGCCAUCAGCUCGACCAGAACUUCAGCAAGUUCUCCGGCAACUGGAAGACAUUAGGCGUGAAACGCCAACUGCAGGUCCCUCGACAAGUUACUAGAUACUCAGUUUUUGAUUUUAUUAACAUGAUUCUUUCAUUCUUGAAUUUCAUUGCUAGAGUACUAGAUCUGUUUCAAGUGUCUUUAAAUAAAAGUGUGCAACAUUGUUAAAAGUGUUUGAGCUUAAUGGAGUCCU